UACAAAUGAAAAUAAAGUUGAAGAUAUUAAGAUAAAAUUUAAGAAUUUAAGGUCAUCGGACAGUGGUUGCAAAUAUGGAUUAAUGUUCAUAGGCACUACUAGUGGAAGCGUUUGGGGAAUUGAAAAACCUGGCAAAGUUGUUGCUAAUAGGAUAAGAGAUUUGGCCAGAUCUGCGCUUUUGUACGUUGACGAAUUGAUAGAGAAUGGGGAAAAUAGGGAGUUCAAGAGACUUUUUGUAACGCCACUUUCAGAUUAUGACAUGAUUAUUCAUUUAGAUCCAUACCAGUGCACAAGAUACUAUCAAAAUAUUUUUGUCGAUGCACAGUAUUUAUCACACGAUAAGAAAAAGAUACUUUCUUUAAAGGUUGACACUAUUGAUGAAAGCAAUGAUAAUGUGAUGAGAGAUCGUGUAGAAAAAGAAGGAAAAAUGAUUGCUAUGGUUGGGUUUGAUCCUGUAGAAUAUUAUUUGGGUGAACUGAGAAAAUUAUACUCUGACAUAGCUUUAUUCUUUCAUGAUAAGCAUGGUGGGACAGUAAUUGGAGUUGUUUGGGUACCAAUAAAUUUUACACCUAAACCAUGGAAAGUUAGCACUGAAAUUAAUAAUAUUUUGGUAUCAAAAAUUGAAAAUUAUAAGAAUCAAAAGGAUGGUUAUGAUAAUCAAAAUAUAAUAUUAAAUACUAAAGCUAUUACUUUAGAAAUGGAAAGAUUAGGUGAAGAAUUGGUUAUUGGGGUUGAAAUUAGUAAAG
Messenger RNA from Racocetra persica, 746 nucleotides. The record is from the annotation of a GenBank genome assembly. NCBI's taxonomy places the organism in Eukaryota, Fungi, Glomeromycota, Glomeromycetes, Diversisporales, Gigasporaceae.